Glycine soja is the source of this 855-nucleotide messenger RNA. RefSeq lists its product as uncharacterized. Bases 195 to 458 code for a protein of 87 amino acids. Lineage: Eukaryota; Viridiplantae; Streptophyta; Magnoliopsida; Fabales; Fabaceae. The transcript has 3 exons. The record is from RefSeq and is a predicted model, not a curated record.
CCCCCUGGUUUUGACGCCCUGUUUCGUGUUCUCGGGUUUUGUUUUUCUUUAUCUUUCUCUCCACGCAAUCAUCGUUAUUUAAUCCUCUCUCCGACUCAAGAGGCGACCCACUUCGCUGCACGCCAAACAUUGCACUGCGCGAAAAGCGUUUAAUAAAGGUAACUAACUUUUGUUUGGAGUCUCAGUCUCAGAGUAUGGACACUCAGAAAGGGCCGUCUUCAUCGGCUGCAGCUGUUACUUCAUGUCGAAAGAAGAAGAACGAAGAAGCCACUUUUUUGGAGGACUUGAAGGAUCACAUUGACGAGUUUAUUAAUGCUUCUAUGGAUGAACAUAAGACUUGCUUCAAGAAAACAGUUCAGAAGAUGUUCGGAAUGUCCAAGGCUGUUGCAGAGAGGGACACCAAUGCUGCCAAAGAAGUUGAGAGUUCUCUGCCUCUUCAGACAACUUUGCAAGACUAGUAUCAUGCUUGCUCUCAAGAAAAAUAAUGUUUGUUUUCUAGAAGCUCUUUUGGAGGAUGUUGAUAAAAAUAAGUGAGUGAUUAAGUUGGUUGGUCUUGAUCCAUGGGACUAGGUUGUUGUUGAAUGUGUGAUUUGCUUACAUUUCUUAAUGCUACACAACCCUAAGAAAUCGAUGGCCAGAGGUCUUAAGAAGCAUUGAAUUCGAUGAAGGCAACAGACAGGUUGCAUUAACAUUAUGGGUAGGGAAGGAAGGGUCUCCUUAGAGAGAGAAGCAAAAAAUAAAUAAAUAAAAAAUCAAUCAUUAUUCAGGUAUUAAAAACAAGUAUAGUUACAAACUCCUUAAUCACAAUUUGAAGACAUAUUAUCCUUUUUACGUAUUUAAGAUAUAAACUAUCAA